CGAUAAUCAGGUUCAAAUUUGGGAUCUGGCGAGAGUUUUGUCGUGAAAAAGUGUCCCUUGAAGUGUUCGCAUGAUCCGGGGAAGGAAAAUCCGGAGCACACGAUCACCGUGUAUGUUAAGGAUAUCUGCGAUAUGUAGGUAAAGCUGACAACAAACUAAUUUUGUGUUUUGAACAAAAUUGAAAAUGACGAUGGUUUCGAAAAUUAGAACGACAUUACUGUUCGUUCUAUUGUCACUGUGUGAAUACAUUUCCGGUCAAAGCUUUCCGAGCGGAUGUUCAUACAGCAGCGCCACCGGAACUCCUGGGAUAUUCACAUGCGACUUUGCGUCGGUGACACUUCCUCUAACAUUCAGCACGUUCAGUUCCCCGUAUCCUCAGCGCCUCGUUAUCAAUAACAUCGAUGGACAACUUCCGGCUUCCUCCCCAAGUGCUAGCUUUUCCGGAUUCAGUAGUAUGUCCACAGCAAACCUGGACACAAACUACCCUGCCAGUUUGGAAGUCAAAUGUACGACAAAUGGGAACCUGGUUCUGUUUGCUGGAACAUUCUCUGGGCUGAGUUACAUGCAGGAACUGAAGAUAACAAACUGUAUCAUGUCAGGUGGUCUUCCAAACAACGUCUUCUCCGACUUCGGCGAUCUCGACUCUCUAAUCAUCGACGGCGGUUCAAUUAGCAGCCUUAAUGCCGACAGCCUGUCUGGGUUGAACAUCACCAAACUGUCCAUCCCUAACGCCAUGGGGAUGUUUGCCAUGACGAAUCUUGCCCUGAGCACAAAUACAUUCCCCAGCGGCUUCUUCUAUCCUCUGAGCAAAGUGAAGUCCAUCGUACUGGACAAUUUAGCCACGUCUUCGGCACUGUCUCUGCCCGCCGAUACCUUCACACAGAACACGAUGAUGGAGACGCUAUCCCUAUCACACAACAGUUUGACCAGUCUCCCAAACAACGUCCUGUCGACUUUGGGGGCCCUAAACUACCUCAACCUGACAGGGAACAACUGGGAAUGCACGUGCGACAACCUCUGGAUCCUCACCACCAUCAGCACCAAGGCUAUCGACGUCGUAGGGGGUAUUGUGUGUAGCUCCCCGUCAGAUUAUGAAGACAAAAGGGCGACUACCUAUUAUUACAACGUGUGCCCACAAGACGACGCCUGUCAGGGAACUCCUGGUGUGGUACUCGGCGGAGAAUGUAUAACAUAUCCCAUGUUGUUCGGAGACGGAGGCGCUAAUCUGGUCAUUUUGAUUUUAUCGUGUGUCAUACUAAUCAGCGUUCUGAAAACGAAAAAGAAAGUUAAAGAGCAUCCUAGAGAAGUGACAUCAAUCAAUAUUUCAACUCGGGGCUACAGAUUCACCAGGGGCAAGAAAGACGCGGCGGCUAGGGCCAAGGAGCAGCCCAGCGAUCUCCGCUGGAUCUAACAUGGUAACGAGAUUCCUAUCAGUCUCCACAGGAUGUAACGUGGUAACGAGGUUCUUAUCACUUUCCACGGGAUAAAACCAUUUGGGAACCUUCGGCAUUUUCUGUAAACGAGAAAAGUGUGCCGAAUGUUCCCGAUUGGGGAUAUUACGUGGUGACGAGGUUCGAAUGAGCCUCCAUCGGAUCUAAUGUGGUGACGAGCAACCCAACAGUUUCCGCCGGAUAUGACAUAUCACUGACUCCAUUGGAUUUAAACUAUCGCUGUUAGGACACAAAACAAGGACUUAAAUAUUGUGUGAAGUUUGGACCCAACUUUUUUUGAGACUCGCUUUUUAUUCGACACGUAAUUGUACCGUAUAAAGUGUUUGAAGUUUCGAAAUGAUAGCGGCCACUGUGUUCGUUUUGUGUAGAACCCUGUCAAUACCAGUGUCAGAGGUUUAGGUUACAGAGGAGUUGAUUAUGUCUACUUUCAUGUGUUUUGAAAUAUAUAUCCAAGUGUGCCAAAUUGUGAACUUCACUCGGUCAUCAUAAUUCCAUCUAACUAAAGUGUGUACGGUGUACAGUUUACAAUGUAAAAUACACUUUACUUACUAUUUCCGGUACGCUGUCAGAAUUGUAGUUGUUCUUUUAUCAACAAUAAAAAUCAUUGUUGAGA
Molecule: messenger RNA, 2064 nt
Organism: Pecten maximus
Lineage: Eukaryota; Metazoa; Mollusca; Bivalvia; Pectinida; Pectinidae
Product: leucine-rich repeat transmembrane protein FLRT1-like
Exons: 3
Coding region: 185-1411 (408 amino acids)
Cellular component (GO): extracellular matrix
Molecular function (GO): protein binding
Source: RefSeq, a predicted model, not a curated record